GCCUCCCCUUCGCGACCAUGGGCAUGAUCUUCUCCGCACUCUUUGACGGCUCCCAGUUCGACGGGGUGAUGGGCGCGCCCGGCGUCCCUCCCCGCACCAAGUGGCCAACACCGUGGCUCACAAGCAGGCCGCCUACUACAUGGAGGUGGCCAAGCACGCCACCAGCAACGCGCUGGAGCUUGAGAAUGCCCGGAGGACG
Messenger RNA from Prorocentrum cordatum, 199 nucleotides. The record is from the annotation of a GenBank genome assembly. Lineage: Eukaryota; Dinophyceae; Prorocentrales; Prorocentraceae.